This is a messenger RNA of Musa acuminata subsp. malaccensis (wild Malaysian banana), 859 nucleotides long. The record is from RefSeq and is a predicted model, not a curated record. NCBI's taxonomy places the organism in Eukaryota, Viridiplantae, Streptophyta, Magnoliopsida, Zingiberales, Musaceae.
CCCAAGGCCGCCGCCGUCCUUCACAACACCUUCGAGGGCCUUGACCCGGCCAUCGACGCCCACUUCUCAGCCACAUUCUCCAGGAGCCUGCCCGUCGGCCCCCUCCAUCUUCUCGCCCCGCCCGCCCACCCGACGCCGGACCCGAACCACUGCCUCCCCUGGCUCGACCGCCACGCGCCCGCCACCGUGGCUUACGUCAGCUUCGGCUCCUUCAUGGCCCCGCCGCCUGCCGAGAUGACCGAGCUGGCUGAGGGGUUGGAGGCCAGCGGGGCGGCGUUCCUCUGGUCGCUCAGAGACGAGGUCAUGGGGCUCCUGCCGCCGGGGUUCUCCGAACGAACCAAGGGGAGGGGCCUGGUGGUGAGCUGGGCGCCGCAGCUGGACAUCCUGCGGCACGCUGCGGUGGGAGCCAUCGUGAUGCACUGUGGGUGGAACUCGGUGGUGGAGGCCAUCACCGCCGGGGUGCCAAUGGUGUGCCGGCCCUUCUUCGGGGACCAGAGGCUGAACGCGAGGUUCAUCUUCCAGGUGUGGGAGAUCGGAGUCGAAUUCGAAGGCGGAGUGAUGACGAAGGAGGGAGUGGUGAGGGCUCUGGAGGCGGUGUUGAAGGGCGAGGAGGGGAAGCGGAUGAGAGUCAAAGCGGGCGAGCUCAAGGCCAUAGCGACGCGGGCAGUGCAGCCCGGUGGUAGCUCGUCGGUCAACUUCAACAGCUUCUUGGAUCUCGUUUGAUGUGACAAUGAAAUCAAUUAGAGCCAAAUAAGCCUAACAUGCUGAUGUGCUCCAUUUCACAACGUUAGUUUAAGCCAAUUUAGCUUCUUCAUCACGAGCAGAAUGAAGUUUGUGCUGUGCUAAGUUUCACUUUAAA